UUAACCAGGGAAGUGGUAGGCGACAGCGGACGGAGGAUUGUGUUUGAGCUGUCAGUCUUUUCAGAGUGUAAUUAUGGGGCUUUUCUCCCCACCAGGAGAAACUGGAAGGACAUAGUUUCAAAGCAGGGGUCUUUAACUACGGCAUGGGCGCUGUGAUUAUUCUAUUGAAAACUGAAAAUGCGAGUUAAACGAAGUUAGAGAUGUGUGGGGUUAGGGUUUUGUCGACGCCGAUGUCUCCGCUGUUGUCCAGGAGGACAAGAUGGCAGCAAGGCAGGCGUUCUGAGCAUGGUGCGGGCAGAAAUUAACUCCACAACAUGUUCGGAGAAGACUGGAGUUCGGAUCAUCGUAACGGCCCGUGAAGGUAUGGCCUCACAGGUCUUGGUGUACCCACCACACGUUUAUCAAACCCAGACAAGUGCCUUUUGCAAUGUGAAGAAACCCAGAGUCGUGCUCAGUCGCUGUGCAUACCAUGAAAGGAUCCCACAGACGUAUGUGAUAGGCGUUAAUCUAGACAUUGCAACCCCGACCAAUAUUGUCCCCCGUUCAGAGACUGAAGAGUCAACAACUCGUAAGCCCCCAGCAGGGCAGGACUCCUUGCAGACUGUGCCCCAGAAAGUGGUGCCGAGUGUGCACCUGUCAGCAGCCCUUGACCCCCCCGAAGAAGUCCGCUCACAGGAGGUGGCCUCAGCACAGCAGGGCAGGUCCGAGGGCAGCCGCGGAGUGACGGCAACAGCAGCGGCCGGAUCGGACGGCGGAGACAGUGGCCGCAGCAGCUGCAGCAGUGCUGGAGGGGGAGGGCUGCCUUGGCGAGGCGAGGAGGAGGACAGCAGCGAAGACUUGGACACAGUUGACAGGCCUGUGAGAUGUGGGCUUAAACGUAAAGGUGGGGCUUUAGAGAACAGUACAAGCGCCAUGCAGAUAGUAGAGGACUGUUCCGCUCUGCCUGCCAUGUUGCAAACUAAUGUAGGGACCGCAGCCGGAGGGGCACCAGCAGCAGCAGCAGCGGUGGUGCCCCUGAAAGAGUCUGGGACUGGGGCCGUGACUGGGACAGCAGAGGGGGACUAUCAGCUGGUUCAGCAUGAGGUGCUCUGCUCCUUGAAGAACACCUAUGAGGUGCUGGAGUUCCUGGGCCGCGGCACGUUCGGCCAGGUGGUCAAAUGCUGGAAGCGCGGGACCAGCGAUAUUGUGGCCAUCAAGAUCCUCAAGAACCACCCGUCGUACGCGCGGCAGGGCCAGAUCGAGGUGGGCAUCCUGGCCCGUCUGAGCAGGGAGAACGCAGAGGAGCACAACCUCGUGCGAGCCUUCGAGUGCUUCCAGCACCGCAGCCACACCUGCCUGGUGUUCGAGAUGCUGGAGCAGAACCUGUACGACUUCCUGAAGCAGAACAAGUUCAGCCCGCUGCCACUGAAGGUGAUCCGGCCCGUGCUGCAGCAGGUGGCCACGGCGCUGAAAAAGCUCAAGAGCCUGGGCCUCAUCCACGCAGACCUCAAGCCCGAGAACAUCAUGUUGGUGGACCCGGUGCGGCAGCCGUACAAAGUCAAAGUCAUAGACUUUGGCUCAGCCAGCCAUGUCUCUAAAGCUGUCUGCUCUACAUACCUGCAGUCCCGAUAUUACAGGGCUCCAGAGAUCAUCCUCGGACUGCCCUUCUGCGAGGCCAUCGACGUGUGGUCUCUGGGCUGUGUGAUGGCAGAGCUGUUCCUGGGCUGGCCGCUCUACCCCGGAGCACUGGAGUAUGACCAGAUUCGCUACAUUUCCCAAACACAAGGUGUGCCAGGGGAGCACCUACUGAAUUCAGGGACCAAAACCCCUCGCUUCUUCUCCAGAGAGUCCGACUCACCCUACUCUGCCUGGAGGCUGAAGACAACCGAGGAACACGAGGCAGAGACAGGCUUGAAAUCGAAGGAGGCCAGGAAGUACAUCUUUAGCUGUCUGGAUGAUAUUGGACACGUGAACCUGGUUCUGAGCAUGGAGGGGGCGGACCAGCUGGCUGAGAAGGCGGACCGUAGGGAGUUCGUGGACCUCCUGAAGGCCAUGCUGCUGAUCGACGCUGACCAGAGGCUGACCCCUGGAGACGCUCUCACCCACCCCUUCCUCACUAUGCAGCACCUCUUUGACUUCCCCCACAGUAACCACGUGCAAUCGUGUUUACACAUCAUGGAUAUGUGUCAGACGAAGUCAAACUCGUACGAUACUCUCAGUCGCAACAAAGCACCAUCAAUGAGACCAGUCGCUCUGCCCAGCACCCCCAAUAUGAGUGUGGCUUACAACAAGAUGGCCUGCGUUCACUCGCAGUCUUUAGCUCCAUCUGCUCCAUCUGUGCUUCAUCCUGGGAUCCCCAUCCAGGCAGGAAAUGCUCAGUUUGGCUGCAACGACUCCUUCCAGCAAGCCCUCAUCCUCUGCCCUCCAGCCCUGCAAGGAAUCCCGCCGAACCCGAGCCAGCCGACAGCCUACCCUGUUAGAAUGGAGAGCGCCAUCCCCCUGGUCACACAAGCCCCAGCCAUUCAGCCCAUCACCAUGAGGCCAGGAGUCAUUGCCCAGCAGCCGUGGUCAAACCGGACCCCUCAGAUCCUGGUGCCAACCUGGCAGCAGGUGCCCCCUCCCGCCACCACUCUGGCAUCGGACAGCAUGGCAGGCCCGCAACGGCUCGGAGAGUGGGGGAAAGUACCGCCGCACGGCAGCCAUUACGGCUCUGUGAUGCAGCAGCCUCUCUUACCAAACCAAAUGGCAGUCUCUGCUCACCAACCAAUAAACAUUGGCAUCGCACAUGUGGUGUGGCCCCAGCCAGCCAACAAGAGGGGUCACCCCAGCCUGAACAGGAGCAUCAACGUCUCCCAUAGUGCGGACCCCCUGGCCACCACGUAUCGCCCUUCUCCAAAGAUGACGGACAGGCCUCGGAGCGCGGGGGUCGAGGACGUCCUGCAGCCGCCGGCCAGCACAUUGGCCGCAGGGGUGGGCUCCGAGACCGAGCCAGAGGACGGCUGCCGCGUAGAACGGGACUCUGACGACGGUCGGCGCCGGCAUCAUCAUCACCAUCACCAACGUCGUCGUCAGCAGCAUCAUCAACGGUGGCAGCGCGGGAGAGAACGACGGCCUCCGCAGCAGCCGAUCGUCAUCGGCGACUCGCCCAGUCCCACGGGCAGCGUCAUCAGCAUCAGCAGCGACCCCGACGACGGGGAGGACAGCCCUCGAAGGUGUGUGGGCAGUGCGGAGUGCGAGGCGUGCGAGAGCACUCUGAACAUGCAGCGCGUGUGCUCCCUCAGCAGCCCGGACAGCAGCCUCAGCACCAGCUCCUCGGCCUCGGACCAGUCCAGCCCCGAACCCUGCAAGAGAGCCAACAGCAUGUCCGAGGACGACGGCAACGAGAGCGGCCGCGAGACAGUGGACGGUUCGCCGGCCUCCGACUCCUCGCCGGGCCCCGACGGCAGCCCCUACUCCCAGGCGCCCUACCUGGCCAAUCAGAACAGCGAGAGCCGGCCCGCCCCGCUGGCCCCUACCUCGGAGCGCGGCGGCAACAACAAGCCCCCCGUCAGGACCGUGGCGGUGCCGCCCAUGAGGGUCCACAACAACAACAACUUCAUUCCAGACGAGCGGCUGGCCAGCACAGUCUUAGAGUCCUUAUGCCAGUCCAGAGGGCGCUGCGUCCCCGCACGGCUGAGCCACUUCUCCACCCCCAUUCUGCCCCACCAGCACAAGAUGAACUCGGCCUAUCAGCAGCAGCAGCAGCAGCAGCAGCCGCCGCUGGGCUUCGGCCAGGUCCAGCACUACGGCUCCUGCCACAAGGAGUGGAAUGGCAACUACGUGUCCCAUCGGCCGCAGGCCUACAUCCCGCCCACCAUCCACGCCCAUCACGCCUUCCCCUUGGCAGCCCACGGCAGCCCCACCCACAGCGCGCUUCCGGCCCAGCCGCCAGCCCACUCCGCUCCGGCGCCGGCUCCAGCCCUCGCUCCCCCUCCUCCUCCGCCGCCGGUGCAGGCGCCCACGCUGCUCUCCUACCCGCAUCCCCCGCCGCCCACCUCCGCGGCCACCGUGGCCCACCUGCUGGCCUCGCCCUGCCCCUCCCGGCCCGCCGUCCUGCAGCCCGCCUACGGACUUCUGCCGCAUCCUCACCCGUCGCUCGCGGUGGGACUCAGCCCCCACCACCACCACCACCACCACCACCACCACCCCCACCCCCACCCGCACCCGGCGCAGGGCCAGUUCAAGCCGCUCUUCCCCCCGCACUCCUUCAUGGCCUCGCCCGUCUACGCCGGCUUCCCCCUCAGCCCCACCAAGCUCAGCCAGUACCCCUACAUCUGAGCCUGAGCGCCCGGCCCCGCCUGGUGCGCUCCACCACCUCCAUCCCCAGCUCCACCUCCACCUACAACAACAACCACCACCACCACCACCACCACCACACGCCCCCCACCACUGGCACGCCGGCCAGCCCA
Messenger RNA from Sardina pilchardus (European sardine), 4427 nucleotides. RefSeq names its product homeodomain interacting protein kinase 3a (gene hipk3a). Bases 286 to 4296 code for a protein of 1336 amino acids. Gene Ontology annotation, biological process: peptidyl-threonine phosphorylation; peptidyl-serine phosphorylation. Gene Ontology annotation, molecular function: ATP binding; protein serine/threonine kinase activity; protein tyrosine kinase activity. The record is from RefSeq and is a predicted model, not a curated record. Gene Ontology annotation, cellular component: nucleus; PML body; cytoplasm. NCBI's taxonomy places the organism in Eukaryota, Metazoa, Chordata, Actinopteri, Clupeiformes, Clupeidae. The transcript has 16 exons.